AGCAAGCAGACUUACCAAAUGGGUCUUCUCACUGUAGCCAUAACCCAACUCCUACUCACCUUCCCAUUCGUUCUUCCCCUCCAAAACCGCCAAUUCGACGAUAUAAGCGUAGACAGAUCGGCCCUCCUGGCUUUCAAGAAAACCAUAGUCGUCGAUCCUCAAAAUACAAUUGGAAAUUGGAAUAGCUCGAGCCAUGUUUGCAAAUGGAACGGAGUUACGUGUAGUCCUAACAGCAGAAGAGUGACCGAGCUCAUACUCUCUGGUGGACAUCUCCAAGGAACUAUUUCGCCAUUUCUAUCUAACCUCACUCACCUUGAACGGCUCGAUCUUUCAGAAAAUUCACUUCAAGGAUGCCUGCCUGAUGAGCUCAGAACUCUAACUAGAUUAGAGGGAUUGAGCCUACAUUCGAACCAGAUUCAAUGUGAAAUUCCCGAAAGCUUCAGUCAACUUACAGGACUUCGUUACAUCGACCUCAGCAAUAACCAGCUACAAGGCCAUCUCCCGCCCUCACUCUUCUACAACUGCACCGAGCUGAUGUAUAUCGACCAUUCUGACAAUUCCUUCAUUGGUUUCAUUCCUUCGAAGAUUGGAAACCAUCUGACUCAUUUGGAAGCUCUCUUUCUUUAUCAGAACCAACUGAGUGGUAGCAUUCCAGCAUCUCUCUCCAAUUCCUCUAAGAUGGUCGAUCUCGAUUUGGAGUUCAAUUUCCUGACGGACAGCUUGCCGUCGGAGAUUGUAAGGCAUAUGUACCAGUUGGAAACAUUGCAUCUUUCUUAUAACAAUCUAUCGAGUGACGACGGCAAUACAAAUCUCACCUCAUUCUUCACUGCCAUUUCGAAUUUGACCCACCUGCGGGAGCUUCAGCUGGACGGUAACGAUCUUGGAGGUGAACUUCCAUCGGUAAUGGGCCAGCUGCACGUCAAUCUUUCAGAAAUACUUCUUCAAGAUAAUCUCAUCUAUGGUCCAAUCCCACCAAGUAUAUCCCACCUUUCGAAUCUAACUCUGUUGAAUCUAUCAAAUAACCGUCUGAACGGAAGCAUACCAUCACAGAUAUGGCUUCUAACAAAUCUAGAAAGACUCUGCUUAUCUAACAAUUCACUAGAUGGAGCAAUUCCAUCUCCUCCAGGUGUUCUAACUCACUUGGGACUUUUAGACCUGUCGAGAAAUAGACUUUCUGGAGCCAUCCCUUCCUCUCUAGGAAGCCUCAAUCAACUGAGGAAACUCAUCCUCAACGAAAACUUGCUCUCGGGCAGCAUCCCAACAAGCCUUGGAAGCUGUACAAGCUUAGAGAUCUUAGAUUUGUCUCACAACAGGCUAACAGGAAAUGUGCCGGCAGAAGUCGCUGGCUUGAGGGGCAUUACAAUAUACUUCAAUCUGUCUAGCAAUUUCCUCGAAGGAAGAUUGCCACUGCAGCUCGGUAAAAUGUACACUGCUCGUGCAAUUGAUUUGUCAUCAAACAGUUUCAGCGGCAACAUCCCACCCAAUUUGGAUGGCUGCCAGGAAGCUGAGCUGAUCAACUUCUCUCACAAUUCUCUUCAAGGCCCACUUCCCAAAUCCUUGGGCAAUCUGAUCAGCAUCCAGUCCUUGGAUCUCUCAUGCAAUCUCUUGUCUGGAGAGAUACCAGCAUCACUGCAGAAUUGUAAGACUCUCGCCCAACUCAAUCUUUCAUUCAACGACUUCAACGGAUCGAUACCGAGUGGCAAUCUCUUUGAUUCUUUAACCAUCGAAUCAGUUCAAGGAAAUCCGCGUCUAUGUGGGUCAUUACCCGGGCUUCAAAGUUGCAAUUCCAAGGAAACUUCCUUCCAUUCUCGCAAAUCCGUGUACUUGCUUGUUGGCCUUGUGUCUGCGUCCGCUUUUCUGAUCACAAUCUGUUGUGUGGUCAGUUUUAGAAAGAUCAAACAGCCUUCAUUUAUAAGAAACAGGGGUUCAAGUAGGAUCGCUCUCUCCUUGAAAUUGAGUUACCCAAGAAUCACAUAUAGAGAACUCGUCGAGGCAACAGAAGGAUUCGAGCAGAGCCGCAUGAUUGGAUCCGGCAGCUUUGGACGUGUUUUCAAGGGUGUGCUGAGAGAUGGUUCAAUCAUUGCUGUCAAAGUUCUACAGCUGCAAGCUGGAAAUUCUGUAAAGACUUUCAAUCGAGAAUGCCAGAUUUUGAAGCAAAUUAGGCACAGGAACCUGAUGAGGAUUGUAACGGCCUGCAGUCUUCCAGACUUCAAGGCAUUGGUUCUUCCAUUCAUGGCUAAUGGAAGCCUCGAAAGCCAUCUCUACCCGCAGACACAGAAUCCAGGAUAUUCAGACUUGGGUUUGAUCGAACGAGUGAAUAUCUGUAACGAUGUAGCUGAGGGGAUGGCCUACUUACACCACCAUUCUCCGGUCCAAGUCAUCCAUUGUGAUUUGAAGCCAAGCAACAUCCUCCUUAACAAUGACAUGACCGCCCUUGUAUCGGACUUUGGAAUUUCUAGAUUGAUCAUGAAGAUUGAAGGAAAUGGGAUAGAUGAGAACACGACGAAUUCAACAGCAAACCUGGUUUGUGGAUCUAUUGGAUACAUUGCCCCAGGUACCAAUUUCAACAGGCUUUCGAAUUGCUUGUCUUUGAAAGUGUGACCAGCUUUGGCUGUGUUUGGUCCACUAUCUAAUUGAAUUGCAAUAAUCAUCCAGUAUGAAAAAAUUGCAGUUGCCUUAUUAUUCAUGUUGAGGGACUUAGAUCCAAAUGCCUUGCAAGGAAAGUAACUGCCAUGUGCUACUUUUCCAAUGUAGAUACCAAAGGCUUGUUUGGGUGU
Molecule: messenger RNA, 2777 nt
Organism: Magnolia sinica
Lineage: Eukaryota; Viridiplantae; Streptophyta; Magnoliopsida; Magnoliales; Magnoliaceae
Product: putative leucine-rich repeat receptor-like serine/threonine-protein kinase At2g24130
Exons: 1
Coding region: 19-2601 (860 amino acids)
Biological process (GO): protein phosphorylation
Molecular function (GO): ATP binding; protein kinase activity; protein binding
Source: RefSeq, a predicted model, not a curated record